CGCCUGCUACCGAGCGCGGCGCCCGGGGCACUGGCUGGAGACCGGGCGAUGGCAGGGCCCGAAGCAUCCUUCGACCCCACCUCGGGUUGGAAGCGCCACAUUGUGCGGCAGCUACAGCAGCGGGACCGCACGCAGAAGGCACUUUUCCUGGAGCUGGUGCCGGCCUAUAAUCAUCUCCUAGAAAAAGCUGAGCUGUUGGCCAAGUUCUCAGAGAAGCUUCAUAAGAAGCCAAAUGAUGUUACUUCUGCCACCCAUCAGAGCUUCUGGGAGGAGUCAGGGCCUGACUCAGACCAAAGCUCACCACCAGGCACUCUGAGGGUGAAGUGGCAGGAGGAGGAGGAGGAGGGGCUCCGCUUGGACUGUGGUGAGAUGGCCUACCAGGUGGUGAAGAAGAGUGCAGCCUUGGAUGCCCUGCAGUCGGAGCUGGAGGAGCGGCAAAGCAGGCUGGCGGCUGUGGAGGCCCGCGUGGCGCAGCUGCGGGAGGCGAGGGCGCAGCAGGUCAGCCUCGUAGAGGAGCUACAGAAGCAGAAUGCGGCGCAGCGGAAGGCCUACGAGGUGCUGCGCGUGCACACUGGGCACCAAGAGGCGGCACUGCGCAGGCUCCAGGAGGAGGCGCUCAAUCUGCUGGAGCAGCUCUUGCAACGCAAGGAGCGCGCCGCAGCGGAGUGCAACUUGCGCAACGAGCGCCGAGAGCGGGCCAAUCAGGCGCGGGUGUCCCAGGAACUAAAGAAGGCUGCCAAACGGACUGUGAGCAUCAGCGAGAUUCCACACACUCUACAUGAUGGGAUCAGAGAUCAGACAGAGACUCUGGCUCUGGCUAUUAAGUCUGAGUCCCUGGAGAGUGAGGCUUGUGGGAAGUGGAAAAGGCCUUUCAGGUCUGCCUCAGCCACCUCUCUGACUCUGUCCCACUGUGUGGAUGUGGUGAAGGGGCUGCUAGAUUUCAAGAAGAGGAGAGGUCACUCAAUUGGGGGUGCCCCUGAGCAGCGAUACCAGAGCAUCCCUGUGUGUGUGGCUGCCCGACUUCCUACUUGGGCUCAAGAUGUCCUGGAUGCCCACCUUUCUGAGGUCAAUGCUGUAUGUUUUGGCCCUAACAGCAGUCUCCUGGCCACUGGUGGGGCUGACUGUCUUAUCCACCUCUGGAAUGUGGUGGGAGGUCGUCUGGAGGCCAACCAGACCCUUGAGGGAGCUGGUGGCAGCAUCACCAGUGUGGACUUCGACCCCUCGGGCUCCCAGGUUUUGGCAGCUACUUACAAUCAGGCUGCCCAGCUCUGGAAGGUGGGAGAGGCACGGUCCAAGGAAACACUGUCUGGACACAAGGACAAGGUGACAGCUGCCAAAUUCAAGCUAACAAGACACCAGGCGGUGACUGGGAGCAGAGACCGGACAGUGAAGGAGUGGGACCUUGGCCGUGCCUACUGUUCCAGAACUAUCAAUGUCCUUUCCUAUUGUAACGACGUGGUGUGCGGGGACCACAUCAUCAUUAGUGGCCACAAUGACCAGAAGAUCCGGUUCUGGGAUAGCAGAGAUUGGACCCAGUGGUUCACUACCACUGAGCUACAUCUCCAACCCUUCUUACUUUUUAUUUUGAGACUGAGUGUUGCUAAGUUGCCCAGGCUGGGAUCUUCCUGCCACAGGCUCCUGUGUAGCUGCAGUUAUAGGGGUCCCCGCUGCACCCAGGUCAUUCCUGUGCAGGGCCGGGUCACCUCCCUGAGCCUCAGCCAUGACCAGCUGCACCUGCUCAUCUGCUCCAGAGAUAAUACACUCAAGGUCAUUGACCUCCGGGUCAGCAAUAUCCGCCAGGUGUUCAGGGCUGAUGGCUUCAAAUGUGGUUCUGACUGGACCAAAGCUGUGUUCAGCCCUGACAGAAGCUAUGCACUGGCAGGCUCCUCAAAUGGAGCCCUUUUCAUCUGGGAUGUUGACACUGGGAAACUGGAGAGCAGCCUUCAGGGCCCCCACUGUGCUGCUAUCAACGCUGUGGCCUGGUGCUGCUCCGGGAGCCACGUGGUGAGCGUGGACCAGGGCAGGAAGGUUGUGCUCUGGCGCUAGGACUACGCCCCCAACAGCCUGGGCUGGAGAACAGCUUCCCUCCGCUUCACAGGGCUCCAGAGCCCACAGGAUGGGGAUGGCUUCCAGAUUUAAUGGGGAAGAAGGCCCAGAAGGACUUGGCGUGUUUGUUUAAAAACAGUGUUCUUGUUUUAAAAAGUCUUUUUAAAAUAUGUA
Molecule: messenger RNA, 2220 nt
Organism: Marmota flaviventris (yellow-bellied marmot)
Lineage: Eukaryota; Metazoa; Chordata; Mammalia; Rodentia; Sciuridae
Gene: Atg16l2
Product: autophagy related 16 like 2
Biological process (GO): autophagosome assembly
Molecular function (GO): protein binding
Source: RefSeq, a predicted model, not a curated record